UUAUCUUCUGUUUUGUCUUCCUUGUAUUUUGAAGACAACGGCUGAACCAUCCUUUAAACCUAGUCUCGAUCGUCUAUCGCCCAACGCAGGAAACGAUUUACGAUCGUCCUCUGAUCUUAAAACGAGUUCGCAGCAGCAAGAGCCAUUGAUCGAAUUACUUCACUGGAUUUUGAGCAGCAACGGAUCUGGCUGCAAGAUUUACCAAACCAAACAUCAUUUCUCACCAGAUCUUCAAGCCAUUCAUUGUUAAUGGCAGAGGCACUGAUUUUACGAGUUAAUGAUCUGUUGAUUUGGAGUUAGUCUACUAUGUCCAAGUAUUGAUUUUAUCUGCGGCCGAAUCAGCACUUCCUUGGCGAUGAAGUUUCCAUGUCUUAGAUAAGAGGGCUGGUAAAGUGCCUCAUCUCUUAUUCCUUUUCCUUUCUGGCGAGGAAAAAAGAAUAAAAGAAGAAAAGAAUUGGGAGAAGAAAAUAUUUGGCACCCCUUGUCCUGACAAAUAAUUGCUGAAGAUUUUAAGGGUGUGCAUGCCUCGCUUGUUUUCAAAUUAACCAUCUAGGUUUUCUGUCCUCAUCAUUUCUUGAUCUUCAAAUCCUCAAGUAAGCUUAGUUUAGCUCCUCCAGUCUUUGUACUCUAACAAGGCAAUACCAAUUUCAGAGUCACCUAUUUUAAAAUAUUUAUGGUGCCCCCAUUCUUUUUGAGCUCUAGAGCUGUAAGUUUUUUGAUGUCACAAAGAGGUGGUACCAGGCAUUUGAUUAGGAAUGCCAAGAAAAAUCAACAGUUGAGUAAAUUUGAUCAGGCCUGUCGGCUUACUACCAUUGCCGGCAUUGAGAUACCUUCAAUGCAAAAUUUAAUUGAUCCACAAAAGGACGAUGUUAAUUUUCCUUUAGGACGUUUACUGCAUAACCAUAUGGUUCAAAGGAGGAGAUUUCUUGGCUGUGGAGAUGGGGAAGAAGAGGGUGUUUUGUCAAAAGUUUACGAGGAAAGACGUGUCUUAGGGUAUUCUCCAGAACAAUUAUUUGAUGUGGUUGCAGCAGUUGACUUGUAUCAUGGAUUUGUCCCAUGGUGUCAGAGGUCUGAUAUAGUUAAACAUUAUCCUGAUGGAUCAUUUGAUGCGGAGCUGGAAAUUGGUUUUAAAUUUCUUGUUGAGAGUUAUGUUUCCCAUGUAGAACUAAACAGACCGAAGUCAGUAAAGACGACCGUAUCAGAAAGUACCCUUUUUGACCAUUUAAUAAACAUUUGGGAAUUUAAUCCUGGCCCAGUUCCUGGUACUUGCAGCCUCUACUUUCUGGUAGAUUUUAAGUUCCAGUCACCGCUUUACCGACAGGUUGCAUCAAUCUUCUUUAAGGAGGUUGUGUCUCGACUGGUUGGGUCAUUCAGUGAACGGUGCAGAUUGGUAUAUGGGCCAGGGAUCCAAGUCCUUGAAAACUCUAUUGAACAAAGGGCUUGAAGAAUUUUUUCAAUUAACCGAUACAAUGAUGAGUAGGAUGUGAAUGAUUUCGCCAAGCGCUCUCCCCCCUCCCCUCUCACCCGGCAGUUUUGUUUUUGUAAUCGCUGGCAGGCCCAUUGAUCUUUUCUUUUUUUUUUUUUUGGUAGUCAAUUGAAAUCCUGACAUUCCUUUUUCUGUUGUUUGUCAUAAUAUUUUGAUUAUUGCAGAUU
Molecule: messenger RNA, 1653 nt
Organism: Carica papaya (papaya)
Lineage: Eukaryota; Viridiplantae; Streptophyta; Magnoliopsida; Brassicales; Caricaceae
Product: Polyketide cyclase / dehydrase and lipid transport protein
Biological process (GO): cellular respiration
Cellular component (GO): mitochondrion
Molecular function (GO): ubiquinone binding
Source: RefSeq, a predicted model, not a curated record